Molecule: messenger RNA, 1669 nt
Organism: Podarcis muralis (Common wall lizard)
Lineage: Eukaryota; Metazoa; Chordata; Lepidosauria; Squamata; Lacertidae
Cellular component (GO): cytoskeleton
Molecular function (GO): microtubule binding
Source: RefSeq, a predicted model, not a curated record
CGGGGAGAACAAAAGGAGGGAUUUGUGGGCCUUAGCAACCAGCACAAACCCCUUGAGUUGAGUUCUGGCCAAAAGCAAAGGACAAGCCUCUCCGUACAGGAAUCCGAGCAGUUUCAGUUCUCUCUACAGUGCUCAGCCACAGACUAUGCAACGGUGAAGUUCUCUCUCACACAACAUGGAGAGCCCUCCCUUUAAAGAGUGUCUCUGCGAACUCUGCGACUGUGGAGCUGUUGCCAGAGAGACAAGCCCCCUUGAUGCCACCUAGUUCUCAGAUGGUUGCUUGCUUCCCAUGCAGCCGCCACAAGCGCCACAGGAACUGCCGAAAGCAACGGGUGCUGCUGGCGCAGCCGAAGACUGGGAAGAGCUGGCUCUCUCACUACAAGGCAACUUACACGUGCCCACCAGCUGUGCACCCGCGCAGCAGCAAGAGGCCCCCCUGCACCCCUCCACACCCAAAUCCUCCUCCCAUGGACCUCCAGACCACCCAGAGGGCAGAGUUUGUCGUCUGGGAUCCAGGCAAGAGAACCAAGCAUCCCACGAAGGAGAGGAGAGGCCAGCACCCACAGGGACCCUUCCAGAGCCGGGCUCUCUGCCGGCUCCCCUUCCUACCACGGGCAUCCGCCCUCUCGCAGCAUCCGAGCAAGCUCCAGCCCUGCAGCUCUGCAGUCAAGAACGGCUCCAGAAGCAAGGGAUUCAAGAGGCAGCUUCCAGACCAGCCAGGAGUAAAUGUUGUCACCACCCCCAGCCACCCCUUGCCCUUGGGGAAGGGGGCAUUCCUUGCAGAGAAGAGGGCCAUCACAAAAUCCUCAGAACCAGCAGCAGCUGAAUAUGUGACCAAGUACCAAAGCGAUUUCCAAGAACAAAGGGCCUUUCUUGGCCAGGCUGCACCUGCCCUGCCUCCUCUGGACAACCUGGCAAUCAACCCAGCUUUCAGAACCAACUUCCAGACUGUCCACAGAGAGAGCUACCGUAGCUGGAACGCCUCUGCAUACUCUCGUGCCAAGCUCAUCACGCUGAAAAAGAACCGGGGGGCAGAGGAAGGUGGGAAAUUUGAAGGAGACGACAUUACCAAGCUUCCUUAUCACCUUCCUGUCCUCCUCAACCAUGUGGAGCCCAUUAAACAUCCAGGCACAGCCCUGAAAUCUCUGGGUGCCCAGUUUGACAACUCCACAGCACACAGGUUCUUCUUCAGGGACUGGGGAGCUCAGCCUCGUAUUCGAUACGGAGACCCCUGGGAAAGAAGCUGCACCCACUCCUUGGGCCAUUUUGGAAGCCAAACCACAACAUGCAGCACUUAUCUGCUGAAGAGAGCGGAGAAGGCCAAGAGCUACAAGCCAGAACUGAAACCCAUCCAGACUGAGGGAGGGCAAGAUUUUGCCACCAUCCACAGAGAGGCUUACAGGCAUAUUCCACUCCCUGUCUGUCAACUGCAAAUGUACCUAGCCCAGCAACAGAAGUCUAGGAAAGAAGCAGACGACUAAAGUGUGACUGUGCCAGAAGGGUCAGACCUCAGGGACUAAUGGCUGAACAUCGUGGAUUUUAAAGGGGGCUGGAAUCUAUGUUCCUUCGCAAAUUAUAAAAUUGUACUCUCAAGUUCUGUUCAUGUUUGGAUAUUGCCAUAGCAAAAACACACUUGUGUUCAAUAAAAAGGAGUAAUAUAAACUCGAAA